This is a messenger RNA of Humulus lupulus (European hop), 798 nucleotides long. RefSeq lists its product as uncharacterized. Bases 55 to 675 code for a protein of 206 amino acids. Gene Ontology annotation, biological process: chloroplast fission. The record is from RefSeq and is a predicted model, not a curated record. NCBI's taxonomy places the organism in Eukaryota, Viridiplantae, Streptophyta, Magnoliopsida, Rosales, Cannabaceae. The transcript has 2 exons.
GUAUAAUUUAGCUAGUUUUGAUUGGUGGGCAAUGUUCUGUUUUUCAUUCCAUUGAUGGAGUCGAAUGAAGACCUAAAGGGUCUCAUUGAGAGAGCAUGGGAUUUGCAUGGUAGACUCAAUUGCGAGAUCGAACAAAGCAUCAAGUUUUGCAGAUUUUGCUUAAACCAUGGUCGUUUCUGCGAUGUUGCAGAUCAGAUUCCCUUCGAUGAAAGGGAGAGAUUAAUUGUCAUUAGAGAUUCACUAAAGGGUGUUGAGAACAUUCUCUUGUUUUUACAGAAUUUAGAGUGUUGGCAACUGAGGGAUAGAGAUGAGGCUCUUAGUCGUAUGGAAGACAGUCGAAUGGUUUUAAUAGACUUAGUGAGGCGAUAUCAAGGAAAGACAUCCCCAGAUGUGUUGAGAGAAUUGAAUGCAUGUUUCGGCAAUGUUAUUAUUCAAAACUUAUUAAAAUGUCAUGAGGAGAAGGAGGAGCCCAAUAUUAUGCAAAACAAAUGGUGGAUAUGGCCAAAAGCUUUCGGAAGUAUUGCUCUCAAACUUCUAAUCUUCUCAGCAACCGCAAGCAUAUCAUAUAUGGUCAGUAAUUGUAAUCAAAAUCAAACCAAGCAUUUGUCCUCCGUUUCAACAAGAAAAGGUCCUCCGUUUUUGGAUUCAACAGAAGCACAAAGAAGCCAUAAUUGAUUUAACGUGUUUGAUGGCAGGGGAUGAUCACUAUACACAUGCAAUUUUUUUUUUUUUAAAAUUAUUAUUUUACUUGGUAUAUUUUUUAUUUUAUAGCAUAUGUAUGCUUUGUGUUUGUCGUCA